AGCUAGCAAGCUUGCUACACAUGGCUAGCUCACUGGUGCUGGUUUUCAGUCUAGCCCUCACUGCAUUGGGGAGCUUCAUGAUCCCCCAGCAGGUCGAGGCUCGUGCCUUCUUCGUGUUCGGAGACUCAUUGGUCGACAAUGGCAACAACAAUUACUUAGCAACUCAGGCUCGUGCCGAUGCUCCUCCUUAUGGCAUUGACUAUCCAACUGGUCGAGCAACGGGUCGUUUCUCCAAUGGCUACAACAUCCCUGAUUUCAUCAGUCAAGCACUUGGAGCAGAAGCCACAUUGCCUUACUUGAGUCCGGAGCUCAAUGGAGAAAAGCUACUUGUUGGUGCCAACUUUGCUUCUGCUGGCAUCGGAAUCCUCAAUGACACCGGAGUUCAGUUUAUAAACAUAAUCAGAAUGUUCAGGCAAUAUGAGUACUUUGAACAAUACCAGCAAAGGUUGAGUGCCCUUAUCGGACCUGAACAGGCGCAGCAACUUGUGAACGAUGCACUUAUUCUCUUGACUGUUGGCGGCAAUGAUUUCGUCAACAACUACUACUUGGUUCCUUUCUCUGCUAGAUCUCGUCAAUAUCCUCUUCCAGAAUAUGUCGAAUACCUCAUUUCCGAGUUCAGAAAGCUUCUUCUGAGGCUAUACGAUCUUGGAGGGCGAAGGGUUUUGGUGACAGGUACAGGACCAUUAGGGUGUGUUCCAGCCGAGUUGGCCAUGAGAAGUACUAAUGGUCAAUGCGCACCCGAGCUGCAAAGAGCUGCAAGUCUCUUUAACCCACAACUUACUCAGAUGAUACGUGAAGUCAACAGUGAAUUAGGUGCCGAUAUCUUCAUUGCUGCCAACACUCAGCUCAGUCACUACGACUUCGUGUCUAACCCUCAAGCAUAUGGAUUUACGACAUCGAAAAUUGCCUGCUGCGGGCAAGGACCUUACAAUGGGCUGGGAUUGUGCACUGCAUUGUCCAACGUGUGCCCGGACAGAGACCUAUAUGCUUUCUGGGAUGCAUUUCAUCCAUCGGAAAGGGCGAACCGGUACGUUGUUCAGGCAAUUCUGAACGGUGGAACCGAGUACAUGAGCCCCAUGAACCUCAGCACCAUUUUGGCUUUGGAUUCCAGGACCUAAACAUCAUUUAUUUUCCAUUUCAGACUACGUACAUCUCUAUGAGUUUUCAUUUUCACUAUAAACAAGUGCUAUACUAUACCAGCUAGUAGCUAUCAUUAUUCAUGUGUUUGUAACUUUGUAUGCUGGAUUAUUACUACUGGAAUGUCAGGUACUGAUGAUUGAUUAUUUUCGAGUUGAUAU
Molecule: messenger RNA, 1298 nt
Organism: Fragaria vesca subsp. vesca
Lineage: Eukaryota; Viridiplantae; Streptophyta; Magnoliopsida; Rosales; Rosaceae
Product: GDSL esterase/lipase At5g33370-like
Exons: 5
Coding region: 21-1118 (365 amino acids)
Molecular function (GO): hydrolase activity, acting on ester bonds
Source: RefSeq, a predicted model, not a curated record